Molecule: messenger RNA, 1581 nt
Organism: Trichoderma breve
Lineage: Eukaryota; Fungi; Ascomycota; Sordariomycetes; Hypocreales; Hypocreaceae
Product: amidase domain-containing protein
Exons: 2
Coding region: 1-1581 (526 amino acids)
Source: RefSeq, a predicted model, not a curated record
AUGAUGAUAGUGGCCUCCUCUCUGCCGCUUGGCCAUUGUGCGCCGAGAAAUGGCCGCGUUGAGUUGCCCCCUCUGCUCGACGCGACGCUUGACGAACUACAAUCAGGCCUCAAUGGCGGGCAUUUCACCAGCGUAGACUUGAUCCGGGCCUAUACCGCCAGAAUAGAGCAGGUCAACCCGCGGCUUCACGCCAUCAACGAGAUCAACCCUGAUGCCGUUUCCAUCGCCGCACAUCAUGACGCCCUGAGACAUUCUGGACAUCUCAUCGGUCCGCUUCAUGGGAUUCCAGUCGUCAUCAAGGAUAACAUUGCCACGGCUGACAAUAUGAACAACACGGCCGGGUCAUACGUCCUCGUUGGCGCCGAGGUCCCUGAGGACAGCACCGUUGCGCGCAAGCUACGCGAGGCUGGAGCCAUUAUUCUUGGCAAGGCCAAUCUGUCGCAGUGGUCUGGUGCCCGCGGAGCCAUUACCCAAGGAUGGUCUGCGUAUGGCGGGCAGUGUAUUGGCGCGUACUUCCCCGAGAUGGAUCCCGAUGGUUCGUCGUCUGGUAGCGGAACCGCGGCCUCUAUUGGUUUGGCCUGGGCAGCUUUAGGCACUGAUACGACUGGUUCCAUUGCAGACCCUUCGAGCAAGCAUAACUUGGUCGGUAUCAAGCCCACCAUGGGACUGACGUCCAGGUAUCUCGUCGUUCCCAUCUCAGAGCAUCAGGAUACCGUUGGACCAAUGGCGCGAACUGUCAAGGAUGCUGCAUACUUGUUAUCGGCCAUUGCUGGAUCCGACAAGAACGACAAUUACACGUCUGCAUCGCCGUUUGGAGAGAAAGCCCCAGACUACGUCGCCGCUUGUAAGGGCAAGGGCCUGCGUGGGAAGCGGGUUGGUGUUCCUCGACACAUGCUGGAGUUGGGGUCAGACAGGCCUUCGGAUUACAUGGUCGAGGUGUUCAACUCUGCGCUGGAAGUCUUGCGAGAGCAGGGCGCCGAAGUUGUAGACGACAUCUUCUUGUCCGGUGCAGCAGACUUGGUCAGUAGGAAAUAUAGCCCCUUUGUCACGGGCCCAGACAUGAUGGCCGACAUACCCCGAUACUUUUCGCAGCUCAAGACAAACCCCAACAACAUCACUACAAUGAUGCAGCUGCGCGAGUUUAUCCAGAAAGAUGUCCGUGAAGAGUAUCCUGAGAAGGGCACCCAGUCUUGGGACAGAGGCAUCAGCAGAGGCUACGAUAACACCUCGCCUGUGUGGUGGGAGAAUUACAGCGCCCAGGCAGAGCUCGCUGGCCCUCGAGGAAUUGCCAGCGCGGUGAAGGAACACUCUCUGGAUGCCAUAGUCCUCCCCACGGAGUAUUUGAGCAUGCUUGCAGCUCCUUUAGGCAAUCCUGUCAUUUCAGUACCGGGUCCGAACCAGCCGUUUGGGUUGGGAUUUACCGGCGCGCGGUUCAGCGAAGAGGUGCUCAUUGAGAUUGCGCAUGCGUUUGAGCAGGCGACGAUGGUGCGCAAGACGAUUGUUCCUUAUAUCCAGCCAGAGACGGAGCUCGAGGACAUUGUGGGGAAGACGGAGCAAACGAACGGAAACUUGGAGUUGUAG